UUAUUUAACUUACCACAAUUCAGAUAGAAUAUCGCUCGAACGUGGAUAACCAUGAAUCCUAGCUUGUAUACAUCUGCCAUGGAGGGUAAAGUUGCUGUCCUCGGGCAACACAAAGACGAACUUGACGGAGAACUCACCCCAAACCACAACACGGUUCUCCACGUCGCAACCCAGUUCGGCCACCUCAAUUACGUGAAAGAGGUCUUGGAAGCGUGUCCGUCUCUGCUACACCGGCGGAAUAUCAAAGGUGAAACUCCACUUCAUAUGGCAGCUAGGGAAGGGCAUGCUGAAAUAGUAAAAGCAAUGAUAGCUCGGGCAAAAAGACUGGAGGAAGAACUUGAAAGCGGCUUGGUUGGAGCAGUUAAGGAGAUGUUGAGGGCAACAAAUAUUGACGGAGACACAGCCUUGCACAUGGCAGCGAGAUAUUGUCACUUGGAAGGGGAGAAGUACUUGAAAGUAUUCAAAAUGUUAACCAAAAGACAACGGGGUAUGGGUAAAGAAUCGGUGAAGAUGAUGAUAAUGAGGGCCACAAAGCUCCAUAGAGAAGAAGUGGAGGAGAUAAUGAGGGACAGAGAAGCGGACGAGAUAAUGAGGGCAAAAAAGGUCUACAGAGACCCAGCCUGGCACAUGGCGGAGAGAAAUCGCUUGGAAAAGGAGAACAGAGACACAUACUUGGAAGUGGACGAGAUAAUGAGGGCAAAAAAGGUCGACAGAGACACAGCCUGGCACAUGGCGGCGAGAAAUCGCUUGGAAAAGGAGAACAGAGACACAUACUUGGAAGUGGUUAAAUUAUUAUCACAAGAAGAUGCGGAGUUUCAACAUCCACCAAACAACUUCCAGGAAACUCCACUCUACCUAGCUGCUGAAAGAGGGAUUAUGGGUGUGGCCAUAGUGGACACGCUCGUGGAAACUUACAAAUCGCUGCUAACUUACAGCGGCCCUGGUGGUAGAACAGCAUUGCACGCGGCAGCUCUCAAGGACUUCACAGGUCAAAGCACAAAAAAAUUGUUGGAAUGGAAGAAAGAUCUAAUCAAUCAAGCCGAUGAGUAUGGGUGGAUACCACUUUGCUAUGCUACAUGCCAUGGUAAUAAAGAGGGAGUUAAAGAGCUUCUGGCAAUGGAUGGAUCACGGGCAUACAUUACCACUACAAACAAGGGCGAUCAAGACACAGCUACUAGCAAUGGGAAUGAAAACGGAGUUAGAGAGCUUCUGGUAAUGGAUGAAUCAGGGGCAUACAUUACCACUACAAACAACGACGACCAAGACAAAGCUCUUCACAUUGCUGCAGCUUAUGGGCAUGAACAUGUAAUAGAAGAGCUUUUACACAUUGCUCCAGAUUGUUGGGAGAUGGUCAAUAGUAAAGGGCAGAAUGCCCUUCAUAUUGCUGUGGACAUGAACAGGUAUUCAGUGAUUAAAUUUAUAUUUGAUCAGUCCUGGGUUGGGCAACUUAUAAACCAAAAGGACAACGAAGGUAACACACCUCUCCAUCUACUUAUUGCUUCCGAUUGCUACGCUGAUGAGUUAUGGACGCUUGAUAGAGCAGAUCAUCAUGCUUUCAAUGGCAAAAACAUGACUCCCGUGGAUUUAGUGUGGUCCAAUCUUAUGGAGGAAAGGAUGUCGGGCUUUGCUGGAAGAUAUAUUGUGGAUGAUGCCUUUUUGGAUUAUUCGGGAAUUAAAGCUAGUGGUGGGAGAAACCUAGCCUGCAACGCUCAUGUCAACUUAGCAAAAUUGGAGAAAGCUCGUAGACAUGAAAAAGAGAAGAGAACAGAAGCUAAAUCGAAGGAACAACAGAAGAGAGCAGAAGCUGAAUGGAAGGAAAGGGAUGAGGCACUUGAGCGUUCCGUAAAGCUAUUCCAAACUUUCGUGAUAGUGGCUGCACUUAUAGCCACGAUCACUUUCGCAGCGGCCUUCACAAUUCCAGGUGGCUAUGAUGGCAACAAAGGUCGAGACCAAGGUAUGGUAAUCCUAGCAAGAGAAUCAGCUUUCAAAGCAUUUGUCAUAACCAACACCAUAGCCAUGGUAUGCUCCGUUACAUCUAUAUUUCUGUGCCUCGCUGCUAUGUUAUAUUCUUUAGCGGCAGCGAAGGCUGAUCGUUACAAUAAGCGCUAUUUUGGAGCAGUGGGUCUUAUUAUAGUUUCCAUGUUUUUCCUGAUGAUUGCGUUCAUCACAUCUACUUUUGCUGUGUUAGCACAUGCUAUCGCGCUUGCUGUGUCCACUUGUAUUAUUGCUUGCUUCGCCUUUAUUGGGUAUACUGUGGAAUUGGGAAAGUUAAUUGCUGGACCCUGAUUAAAUAAUAUGUUC
Molecule: messenger RNA, 2301 nt
Organism: Rhododendron vialii
Lineage: Eukaryota; Viridiplantae; Streptophyta; Magnoliopsida; Ericales; Ericaceae
Product: protein ACCELERATED CELL DEATH 6-like
Exons: 3
Coding region: 52-2286 (744 amino acids)
Cellular component (GO): plasma membrane
Molecular function (GO): protein phosphatase regulator activity; protein phosphatase 1 binding
Source: RefSeq, a predicted model, not a curated record